Metarhizium acridum CQMa 102 is the source of this 1245-nucleotide messenger RNA. NCBI's taxonomy places the organism in Eukaryota, Fungi, Ascomycota, Sordariomycetes, Hypocreales, Clavicipitaceae. The record is from RefSeq and is a predicted model, not a curated record.
AUGGCAAGCAAGAAUCCCACCGUGGCCGUCUCGGCGCCCGGCAAGGUCCUCCUCGCAGGAGGCUACCUCGUGCUCGACAGGAGGCACACGGGUCUCGUGUUUGGCCUCAGCGCCAGGAUCAACGUCGUCGCGGGGGAGAUUCACACGAGCCAAGGCGUCCAGCUGAACGAGAUCAUGGUGGACAGCCCGCAGUUUCUGGAUGCGCAGUGGCGAUACGGGUACCACUUGGCGCCCGAGGGGGGAGGCAUCCAGGUCACGCAGUUGCAAGUGCCGGCUCGGCUCAUCAUCCUAGCUGACAACGACUACUAUUCUCAGUCUACGCCGAGGAGCGGCGAGCCGGGACGCUUCGCCAGGUUCACGGUGCCGCUGGGCGGAGCCAACAAGACGGGGUUGGGAUCGUCCGCCGCGCUGGUGACGGCUCUUACGGCGGCGCUGCUGAGCCACUACCUCCCGUGGAGGCUGCUGGACAUCACGUCGGCGCCGGGCAAGCGCCGGCUGCACAAUCUCGCCCAGGCGGCCCACUGCGCGGCCCAGGGCAAGGUCGGGUCGGGGUUUGACGUUGCGGCCGCCGUGUACGGGUCGUGUCUGUACAGGAGGUUCUCGCCCGGUGUGCUGGGCCAGCUGCCCGAGGCGGGGUCGCCCGGCUUCGCUGAGAAGCUCGUGUCGGUGGUGGACGGCGUGGCUUGGGACGUGGAGGUGCUGACGGACGGGCUGCGCGUGCCCGAGGGCGUGGCACUGCGCAUGUGUGACGUCGACUGUGGGAGCCGGACGGUGGGCAUGGUAAAGAAGGUGCUGGCGUGGAGAGGCAGAGACGUCGACGUGUCGACCAGGUUGUGGGACGAGCUCCAGGCGCGAAACGAGGACCUGGCCGCCAAGUUGAGAGACGGAAACGUGGCUGACAUUCCGACCGCCGUGGGCAAGGUCAGGGAGUUGAUUCGUGAGAUGGGCAAGCUGAGCGACGUGCCCAUUGAGCCCGAAUCCCAGACGGAGUUGUUGGACGUGUUGAGUGCUCUUGAGGGUGUGUACGGUGGUGUCGUCCCUGGGGCGGGGGGCUUUGACGCUCUCGCUCUGCUGAUGAAGGAUGAUGAGGAGACCAAGAGGCGUGUGGAGGAGAGGGUUGCCGAAUGGAGUCGGGAGAAGGGCUCCAAGGUUCGCUUGUUGGAUGUAAAGGGUGAGAUGGAGGGAGUGAGAUGUGAGAAUCUAGACGUUUACUCUGGAUGGAUAGAGAUCCAUGAUAAGGAUUAG